Ylistrum balloti is the source of this 542-nucleotide messenger RNA. RefSeq lists its product as uncharacterized. The transcript has 3 exons. NCBI's taxonomy places the organism in Eukaryota, Metazoa, Mollusca, Bivalvia, Pectinida, Pectinidae. The record is from RefSeq and is a predicted model, not a curated record. Bases 5 to 412 code for a protein of 135 amino acids.
UGUCAUGGCCGCCUCUACGGCAUCCUUAAGUUUAAGUGAAAAGGAAAGCAAAGUAGAGAAGAAAACGAAACAUAAACACAAUACAGCCGACCAUUCUCUCAAUUCAGCAUGUCUACGAGAGAGCAAGAUGAGUCUGGAUUGUAUAGCACGUCAUAACUAUGAAGACAACGCCAAAUGUGAGCCAGAGUUUCAAAACUACAGAAAUUGCAAGAAGUUUUGGACACAAGUCCAGUGGCGACGUUUCUUUCGAGGACAAAGACCUACACUUCCACUUCCAGAAGACAGAGAACAAGCUAAAAAGGACAAUGCUGAUAUUAUGGAAAAAAUCCUUGCUUCUAGUCCUAAAUACAAACUAAGUGAGGAAUCUAGUGAACCGCUCGUCUUCAGAUAUAAAGAUCCAGACAUGAAAUAAAAUGGAAUAAUGUGAUGUGAACAGACAAAGAAAGUUUUCUUCAGAAAUCGUUUUUUAUAUCAAAUUGCUGUGACAUUGUACAUAAAAAUUUUGUGAUAAUAAUGAUAAUAAAAAAAAAAUCUCAAUCAUA